Lingula anatina is the source of this 1789-nucleotide messenger RNA. Its product is annotated as serine/threonine-protein phosphatase 4 catalytic subunit. Lineage: Eukaryota; Metazoa; Brachiopoda; Lingulata; Lingulida; Lingulidae. Gene Ontology annotation, molecular function: protein serine/threonine phosphatase activity. The record is from RefSeq and is a predicted model, not a curated record.
CUUAUGCGUCAUGAGCAUCUGCGACGAACAGACAGACAUCAAGCUCAGUGGUAACACCGGGGGUUAUUUAAAUGAAAAUUAGUUGUUAGUUUGCCUGGGAUAAUGUCUGACACAAGUGAUUUAGAUCGACAGAUAGAGCAGCUCCGCCGAUGUGAAAUUAUCAAAGAAAGUGAAGUGAAAGCAUUAUGUGCCAAAGCAAGAGAAAUUUUAGUGGAAGAAAGUAAUGUACAGAGAGUUGAUUCACCAGUCACAGUAUGUGGAGAUAUCCAUGGCCAAUUUUAUGACUUGAAGGAAUUAUUCAAAGUAGGAGGAGAUGUUCCAGAUACAAAUUAUCUGUUUCUAGGAGACUUUGUGGACCGAGGAUUCUAUAGUGUUGAGACAUUUUUAUUACUAUUAGCAUUAAAAGUAAGAUAUCCAGAUAGGAUAAUGCUUAUACGAGGCAAUCAUGAAAGUCGUCAGAUUACUCAAGUGUAUGGUUUUUAUGAUGAAUGUCUUAGGAAAUAUGGAUCCAUAACAGUUUGGAGAUAUUGUACAGAAAUUUUUGACUAUUUAAGUCUUUCAGCAAUCAUUGAUGGAAAGAUCUUCUGUGUCCAUGGGGGUCUGUCACCGUCCAUUCAGACAUUAGAUCAAAUCAGAGCAAUUGACAGAAAGCAAGAAGUUCCCCAUGAUGGACCUAUGUGUGACUUGCUAUGGUCAGACCCUGAAGAUACCCUGGGCUGGGGUGUUAGUCCCCGUGGUGCUGGUUAUUUAUUUGGAAGUGAUGUGGUGGCCCAGUUUAAUGCUGCCAACAAUGUAGAUCUCAUAUGUAGAGCACAUCAGCUGGUGAUGGAAGGCUACAAAUGGCAUUUCAAUGAGACUGUUCUUACUGUAUGGUCAGCACCUAACUAUUGUUACAGAUGUGGUAAUGUUGCCGCCAUAUUAGAAUUAGAUGAACACCUGCAGCGGGAUUAUACAAUAUUUGAGGCUGCACCACAGGACACAAGAGGAAUUCCAUCAAAGAAACCACAACCUGAUUACUUUUUGUGAUUAGUUCUUGAAAUGUGACUGAAAACUGCAAAAAAAAUGAAAGCAUAUAUUUAUUCCAAUAUUGUACACAACAAAGGAACCCAUGCAGUGAAUUGGAGCAAUUAAAUAUGGCAGGGACAAAGGCAGUUCUUGGAGUCUUCUCUAAAUGUUUUAUGGAAGAACACUAAGUGACAGAAUUGGUUGUUGUUAAAUGUAAUUUAAAUCCAGUGCCAGUGAAUGACAGGAACCUGUUCAGUAGUGAUGAAAAAUGAUACCUCUAUAGAGCACCAAAAUACAAAACAUACAUACAAUGAAUUAAUAUUAUGAUACUGCACUGUUAAAUAUUCCAGUGAGUGACCUAAUGAUAGACAUUACCAGUGCUGUUUUAAAGACCACAGCAUUGAUUAUACAUGUUCAUUUCUUUGAAUUAUCUCAAGCAUUGUGAGAUGUGGGUAAAUAACACUACAGAUUACACCUUGAAUCUCGACAAUACAGUAUCUAUUGAAAUGUUGAUAUUUAAAGAAAUUAGAUUUAUAGUGACAAAAAUGUGCAGUAGAAUAUAAUUUUAUAGUUAUGGAUGUAUAGUGAUAAAAUAUAUGAAUGAGAUGAAUAUGCGCAUUGAUUUUGCCUCAGAAGGUCUUGCAAACUUUGUUAGAAAAGAUAGGUGUGAUAGUCAAUAGUGGAUUUAUGUAACAUUCGUAUUUUAAUACAAAGUUGAAUCUGUAAAUAACAUUGUUUUAAAGCCCUUUCUAUACCCAUUGUAAAUAAAUUCAAGAAGUUCAUA